Microdochium trichocladiopsis is the source of this 1164-nucleotide messenger RNA. RefSeq names its product TfdA family taurine catabolism dioxygenase TauD. Gene Ontology annotation, molecular function: oxidoreductase activity. Bases 1 to 1164 code for a protein of 387 amino acids. The transcript has 5 exons. The record is from RefSeq and is a predicted model, not a curated record. NCBI's taxonomy places the organism in Eukaryota, Fungi, Ascomycota, Sordariomycetes, Xylariales, Microdochiaceae.
AUGACGAUAACAGCCACGACAACUGAGGAGGAGGCUCCGGGCCUGCACCUCAGAGCUUCCCACGUUGCCUUUGAGCUGCCGCACGCCGAGCACACGACGGGCACCGUCCAGCCCAUCGAGCAUGCCGCCGGCAGCGCCGUCGACUUUGGGGCCGAGGUGUACGGCAUCGACCUCAACAACUUCACCGAUGCCGACUUUGCCUUCAUCUCGGACGCCCUGCACUGGCACAAGCUUCUCGUCUUCAAGCAGCAGCCACGCAUGCUCGAGCCGCACCAGCAGUACCGCCUGACCUCGAGCUUCGACCCUGACGAGAAGACGGGCGGCUUCGCCCACGGCGCAGACCCGUACCUGACGUCGCACAACGGCGUCGACAUCUACGGCAUCCCCAAGCGGCCCUCGAUCCCCGAGCAGCCGCAGGUGCACAUCCUCGGCCGCGGGCCCUUGCCCGAGAACCACUACGGCUUCCCUCCGGGCUUCGAGGUCCAGGGCAUCGACCACACCGAGUUCCACCUGCCGCCGCACAUUCCCGCCGAGGAGCGCGAGGCCGGCGCCUCGCGCUUCUACCAGUGGCACUGGGACGGCUCGCUGUACAAGAUCCCCCCCCUCGCGUCGGAUCGCUCCGGGGGCUACCGCCAUGGUCGCCGGGUCCGCGCGCUGGCCUUGCUCGACGGCCCAACCCGCGCGGUCGUCGAGAACUCGCGCAUCGAGUACGCCCCGCACGCGUUUGUCUGGAUGAGCACCGCGCGCAGUACGCGCCUGGGCCACCUGCUCGAGACCGAGGGGCUCGAGGUCCCGCUGGACAAGCUCCCGUCCUGGAGCAAGGAGCAUGUCUGCGUGUACCCGAUGGUCUGGACCAACCCGGUCACCGGCGAGAAGAGCCUCCAGGUCCACGGCCAGGGCGCGUUCAAGCUGUACUUGAAGGACGGGCCGGACGCGGAGGAGAGGGUCGUCGAUGACUUGGGGGAGGUCCGCGCUUUUAUGGACAAGAUCAUGAAGCCCGUCCUCCAGCCCGAGAACAUCUACGCACACCCCCACCAGGAGCAGGACGUCAUCCUGUGGUACAACAGGGCGUUGUGGCACAGCAUUACCGAGUUCCCAAAGUCCUACGGACCCAGGGUGAUGCACCAGUGCAAUAUUGCCGCGUCGGACCACCCCUCCGGAUAG